Patella vulgata (common limpet) is the source of this 1928-nucleotide messenger RNA. RefSeq lists its product as uncharacterized. The transcript is spliced from 15 exons. NCBI's taxonomy places the organism in Eukaryota, Metazoa, Mollusca, Gastropoda, Patellidae. Bases 130 to 1872 code for a protein of 580 amino acids. The record is from RefSeq and is a predicted model, not a curated record.
GAUGUAACCUAUGUUUUUUUUUCAUUUUCCCGUUUCUUUGAGACCGAGGCAGGGGAUGUUGAGUAUGUAGCAAAAAGUUUAGCAAAUCUACCUUCAUUUUUACAAACUAAAUUCCAUGAUGGCGAGGAAAUGGUCGGUCACAGACAUUAUUUCCAGAUUGCGUUUGGUUUAUUUAUGGAGAAGAAGUUUUUAUCAGAAACAAUCAAGAAAGAUUCCAGUUACGUCUUCCCGGGUUUCUGUACUGGUUGUAGACGGAGUGGACUGUGUUACGGCUGUGAAAGAAGCGCUUUACCACAUACUCAUCGGGAUUAUCAAUCCAGAACUGGAGGGGGGUUUACUUAUUGGAAACAUGACAGAGCUGAAUCAGAGAUUAGUGGGAAUAAUCCAAAGAACUGGAGACUUCACACUACGUCAAGUUCAGGAGAUGCUAUUUCUAGAACUAAGUCGGCUGCUACCGCUGGUUCUUCAGUCGAGGUAUAUUUUGUUGAUGGCAAGAAGAGAUUAGUGUUAGGUAAUGACGGCGGGGUACCAUUAGAUGAUCAAACUAUUGAAGAACUAUGCACCAUGAAAAUAUGGGAUAAUAUUAUCGAUUCUGAUUGUGAUCACGUGUUGUAUCAAGAUGAAUCUGGAGUAGAGAUAUUGAUCCACAAGAAUAACCUCCAGCAGAUACUAGCCUUGAUGCCACUGAAUCACCCUGAUAGACAAAAGAUAUUGAAUUUAUUAGACACAGAGUCACAAUCAUCAAAGAGGUUGUCAAUAACAUUGGAUGUGGCUAGCAGAAUGGGUACUAUGACACCAUCAUCACUCGGUGGAAUGUCAGAUGAAAAAGGCCAUUUGAUGGAUUUUAUAGAAACAUUAGAAAGAAGAAGAAGUUCAAGUAUAGAUUCUAAAAAUGAAGGGUCAUCCGCAUCAAGAAAGGAUUCUCUUUAUAAAGCUCCAAAAGCUUUUAAAUUAAAAGCGAGAGAAAGAAAACAGCUGAUAGCUCAAUCCCCUUUCUCCACGAACAGACAGUAUGAUAUACCUAAAGGUCCCGGGUUCAACAUUCAAAAGAGUACAAAAGAAUUAACACAAUUUGUCAAUGUUAAAAAAAGAGAUGGAAACUGGGAGGAACCAGAGAAAUUUGAAUUACAAAAGUAUGAAAGGGAAAAUGCCGAUUUUAUUAGAAGACAAAAAAAUGGGGAUAACACGAGAAACAUGAAUGGUCAUCACGAUGAUGAAGAAGUAGACAGAGAUAGACAUAAUAGAGUGUUAAACAGAUUAGAUGCACCACUGUCUCCUGAUUCGGGUCUGGACAGCGAAUUCAUGGCAGAUUCAGUUAAGGGGCAGACAGUUGAUAGUGACGGAGAUGAUAUUACAAAAAUGAAAUCUUUAGACGAUGCCGAGAGAGAAAAUGGAUACUUUUCUACUAGAACAGGUAUUUCCGAUGGUUAUUCAGAUUUUGGGAGAAAGAUUGAUGAUCACAAAAGAGUGAAAUCAGGCAGAGAAGAAACAGGUGGGAGCUUAAAUGGAGAGACAGAUGUAAUGUCCAGAAAGGAACGAAAGAAGAGAGAUAUUAUUAAAAAGACAAGACAAGUUGAAGGAUCUCCAUUUUCAAGGUCUCCCACCAAAUCUUUACCCACGGAUGACGAAAGAGAACUGAGUUUUGUUUUUGAGAAACGAAAAGAUUCCGAUACUGGUAUUAAAGAUGUCCUGGGUUUACCGUCACCCCAUGUUACUAUGACGACACCCGAUUUACCACAAUUAGAACAAAGGAGACAAGAAGAAUCCAAGAAAAAGAAUGUAAAGUAUAGGGUUAAAGCGCCACCUGUGAUGAAGCAGCCACCAGAUCCUCCUAAAAUACGUAAUCCCCCACCUAAAAUUAGAACACUGUAAGUAACAUCAUCGUUUGAGUCGACCGAGACACAAUGUCUUUGUGUCAGUUUAGUUUU